Molecule: messenger RNA, 1668 nt
Organism: Lindgomyces ingoldianus
Lineage: Eukaryota; Fungi; Ascomycota; Dothideomycetes; Pleosporales; Lindgomycetaceae
Product: MFS general substrate transporter
Exons: 5
Coding region: 1-1668 (555 amino acids)
Biological process (GO): transmembrane transport
Molecular function (GO): transmembrane transporter activity
Source: RefSeq, a predicted model, not a curated record
AUGUCGGAGAAGGGUUCUAGCAGCGACUUGCAACCUUUGCCGCAACACGAGAAGAAUGCGCAAGAGAAUGCGACUCAAGAUGUCAAGAAGGGAGAAACUAUUAACCCCGAGAACGAAAUAAUGGGAACCAAGCUUUUGCUUCUUCACACUGGUCUCUGUCUUUGCACUUUCCUAGUUGGAUUGGACUUCAACUUAAUUGCUACUGCCGUUCCGACUAUUACGAGUGAAUUUAACUCAAUUGGAGAUGUUGGAUGGUAUGGAUCUGCAUUUUACAUCGCACUCUGUGCGAGCCAGCCUCUUGCGGGUAAAGCCUUCACACUAUUUCCACAGACCUUUAUAUAUCUGCUUUACGUCGCCCUAUUCGAGGUCGGAAGUCUAGUCUGCGCCCUCGCGCCAUCCUCCGGUGCGCUCAUUGUGGGGAGAGCAAUCGCUGGCCUUGGAGCUUCUGGAAUUUUUGCAGGAGGCCUCGUUAUCCUAACCACGGUUAUACCGCUACACAAACGAGCAAUCUGGACUGGAACGAUGAACUCAACUUUCAUCAUUGCGAGUAUCGUGGGACCUGUCCUUGGUGGUGCACUCACCCAGCAUGUCACUUGGAGGUGGUGCUUUUAUAUCAACCUUCCAAUUGGCGGCUUCUCUGCACUUGUGGUUUUCCUCUUCUGCAGGAUUAAACAUACCAUCUCGGAGAGCAGCUCAAUAUUUCAGAAACUUAGAAAAAUGGAUGGCAUUGGAUUCACAUUAUUCGCUGGAGCUGUGACGAUGCUUCUUCUCGCCCUUCAACUUGGGGGUCCAGGAUCCACCUAUCCUUGGAAAUCAUCUCAGAUUAUUGGCCUCUUCGUUGGCUCCGGGGUUGUCAUUUCUCUCUUUGUUGCCUGGGUUUUGUACAUGGAAGACGACGCACUGAUUCCACCGCGACUUUUUGCAAACCGGAACGCAGCGCUCAUUUUCUCGUCUUCGCUCUUCUCUAAUGGGCCCUUUCAGACCGUUAUCUACUGGCUUCCCAUUUGGUUCCAAGCUGUUCAAAGCGUAUCUCCUACGACCAGCGGUGUUCGAUAUCUCCCAACUGUUCUUUCAGAUGUCUUGACUUCAGUAAUUGGAGCUGGGAUGGCGCAACAGCUGGGGAUUUGGAAUCCAUUUUUGAUCUUUGGUGAAUCUAUGGUGUGUCUCGGAGGAGGACUACUCACUACGUUGCAUCCUGGCAUCUCUUCGGGAUAUUGGAUUGGAUAUCAGAUCUUUGGUGGUAUUGGAUAUUCCCUCAUUAUCAAUAUGGCACAUCUAGGCACGCAAGCUUCUCUUCCCCAGGACCUAGUUCCCAUCGGAGCCACAACGUUACUAUUCGGGAUAUCAGCAAGCUGCGCCGUCUUCCUUGCGGUGGGUCAAGCCGUUUUUCAAGAACGCCUUAUGAAUGACCUCUCGCAAGUCGUCUCUGAAAAGGUUGUCAAAGACGUUAUCUCAGUUGGCGCGACUCAAGUUCGAGAGGUAGUCAGCGCCCAAGAUCUUCCGGUUGUUCUGAACGCGUAUAGCAAAGCUGUUACGCAAGUCUUCUACAUUCCUGCCGCUGCGCCUGUGAUUUCUUUCAUUCUAGUACUAGGUUGUAAGUGGAUUUGGAUUAAGAAACCGGAAGCCGAGAAAGUAGAGGAAAAUACUGGUGGCAAAGAAGAGGUUUGA